CCCGCUUUGUGCAUGUAGCCUCCCCACACUCUGGGGUGCAGUAUAUAAAGGAGAGUUGAGCUGUUUGUACUUUUGGUUUGUUAUUCCAGAAAGUGCAGGAGCCUACUCCGUAGUAACCAAGAUGGUUCACUUCCCAACGGCUCCGGUGGCCUCAGGCCUUGUAGCGCUGCUUGCACUGUCCCCGGCUGUCCUCGCAAACCCAAUCGUGGCAGAAGGUACAUCCUUCUCCCUCAAUGGCAAGACAAUGUCCUACCGCUUCCACGUGGACAACGCGACGGGUAAGCUCCUAGGAGACCACUUUGGUGGCACCAUCACUGGUGACAUCCCCCAGGAGGAACUGGGCGAGCUGAAUGGCUGGGCCGGUUUCCAUGGCCGUGUACGUCGCGAGUUCCCAGAGCAAGGCCUAGGCGACUUCCGGAUCCCCGCGGUCCGAAUUCGCGAGUCGCCAGGGUACGACAUUUCCGACUUGCAGUAUAAAUCGCACCAGAUCACCCGUGGGAAACCUGCACUGCCGGGCCUUCCAGCAACCAUGGGCGCGGAGGAAGACGUCAGCACCUUGGUUGUCCAUCUAUACGACAAGUACAGCGAUAUUGCAGCAGAUCUGUCGUACUCAGUCUUCCCGGAAUACGAUGCCAUUGCGCGCAGCGUCAAUAUCACGAACCAUGGAAACGCAAAUAUCACCGUCGAAGCCCUGGCCAGUCUGAGCGUUGACUUGCCGGUUGCAGACCUGGACAUGAUCAGCCUUCGUGGAGAUUGGGCAAGGGAAGCGAGUCGCGAGAGAACAAAGGUCCAGUACGGUGUUCAGAGCUUUGGAAGCUCCGCUGGCUACUCGUCUCACUUCCAUAACCCCUUCCUGGCAUUGAUGGAACCUUCGGCCACCGAGUCUCACGGAGAGACAUGGGGGUUUUCCCUGAUUUAUACGGGUUCCUUCUCUGUGGAUGUUGAGAGGGGCUCACAGGGCUUGACGCGUGCACUCCUGGGGCUCAAUCCCGACCAGCUAUCCUGGACUCUGCCGCCUGGGGAGACUCUCACAUCGCCAGAGUGUGUCACGGUGUACUCCAAGGAUGGGAUCGGUGGCAUGUCACGCUCUCUGCAUCGCCUAUACCGCAAGCAUCUUAUUCAAAGCAAGUUUGCCACCAGUGAUCGCCCUACCUUACUGAAUAGCUGGGAAGGGCUGGUCUUUGACUACAACGAAAGCCGGAUAUACACUCUGGCGAAGGAAUCAGCAGAUAUUGGUGCUAAGCUCUUCGUUCUGGACGACGGCUGGUUUGGCGAUGAAUAUCCGCGUGUCGACGAUACUGCUGGACUUGGUGACUGGGUGCCAAACCCGGACCGGUUUCCCAAUGGCCUAGAGCCUUUAGUCAACAACAUCACGCAUUUAACAGCAGCAAAUACAUCGACGAACCUGCGCUUCGGUAUCUGGGUCGAGCCAGAGAUGGUCAAUCCAAACUCCACCUUAUAUCACAAGCAUCCAGACUGGGUGUUACACGCAGGGCGAUACCCACGCACCGAGGGCCGCAGCCAGCUUGUUCUCAAUCUCGCGCUACCAGAAGUCCAGGACUUUAUUAUCGAGGCCGUUUCGAAUAUCUUGAAGAGCGCAGAUAUCACUUACGUCAAGUGGGAUAACAACCGGGCCAUCCACCAGCUGCCUUCCCCAGCCACAGCCCACGCUUAUAUACUUGGCCUAUACCGUGUGCUUAGUGAACUUACAGCACAGUUCCCAGAGGUCCUUUGGGAAGGCUGCGCCUCGGGCGGAGGCCGCUUCGACGCAGGGGUUCUUCACUAUUUCCCGCAGAGCUGGACCUCGGACAACACCGACGCCGUUAGUCGUAUAUCUAUUCAGAUGGGCACUUCGCUCGCCUAUCCACCCAGCGCGAUGGGAGCCCACCUAUCCGCCGUGCCAAACGGUCAGACUGACCGGACCGUACCACUAGCAUUCCGUGGCCAUGUUGCGAUGAUGGGCGGAUCAUUUGGGCUAGAACUUGACCCGGCUGAGAUGCUGCAGGAAGAGAAGGCUGCUCUGCCGGACCUCAUUACCCUCGCUGAGAAGGUGAAUCCCAUUGUGCUCACGGGUGAUCUGUGGCGGUUGAACCUACCAGAAGACUCGAAUUGGCCUGCUGCCUUGUUUAUUGCUGAAGAUGGCCAGCAAGCUGUGCUGUUUGUCUUCCAGCUCUCUCCGAACGUGAAUCAUGCCUGGCCGCGUAUCAAGCUGCAAGGAUUGGAUGCGCAGGCUUCAUAUAAGGUCGAUGGAGAGUCGGUGUAUUCUGGGACAACUCUGAUGAACCUUGGGCUGCAGUUUGUCUUUGAUUCUGAUUAUGGCAGUCGAGUUGUGAUGUUGGAGAAGCAGUAGACAGAUUCUGGAUGGGCCUAGGGUUAUUUGUAGGAACAGUAAUACUUUAUUAUCAAAGCCAACCCAACCGUUAUUGAAUCAAAAUCCAGGGUUCAUAGACGGGCAACGAAGCACAAUGUGAAUCUUUUCUUACCAUCCUCUACGUUCAACAUCAAAAUCCCCCACUCUUCAUCUCUUGCUGCUGUGGUUCGUACAUCAGACUGGCCCAUGUUGCUCCCAACGUCCCAAUCCCAGCAAGGCACUUUGAACUAGCUCAAUAGAACACGCG
Messenger RNA from Aspergillus versicolor CBS 583.65, 2618 nucleotides. Its product is annotated as alpha-galactosidase. The transcript has 2 exons. Gene Ontology annotation, molecular function: alpha-galactosidase activity. The record is from RefSeq and is a predicted model, not a curated record. Bases 122 to 2350 code for a protein of 742 amino acids. Lineage: Eukaryota; Fungi; Ascomycota; Eurotiomycetes; Eurotiales; Aspergillaceae. Gene Ontology annotation, biological process: carbohydrate catabolic process.